Molecule: messenger RNA, 1086 nt
Organism: Penaeus monodon (black tiger shrimp)
Lineage: Eukaryota; Metazoa; Arthropoda; Malacostraca; Decapoda; Penaeidae
Product: WAS/WASL-interacting protein family member 3-like
Exons: 5
Coding region: 1-1086 (361 amino acids)
Source: RefSeq, a predicted model, not a curated record
AUGGCUUCCUGUCUCAAGCUGCGCUUCAUGACGAAAACGCACCCAGACAUCCCCCUGAUGUCUCGCGAUAUCAAACUCCAAAACGACACUCCGCGUCAACCCCGGCCUCAUAUCCCUCACCAGCCUUCCGAGCUCCCGAUGCCUCAGCCGCCGGCCCCCUGUCCCCGUACUCAGACCCUAGCGACCACAACGCUCGCUCCUCUUGUCACUCCAUUGUCGAUCUCUCCUGCACACUCCAGCCGAUCCGACCCCGAGAAACCAUCCCUCUUCCAGAGGGGCGUCCCUCCUAAAGUACUUCUAUCAGCCGCACGGCAGCUCCGAACGGCCCUCACUCCACCCCAACCGACCCUCACAUUCGGCUCGAGGACCUUCCCUCACCAGUGCAGGUCUGCUCUUCUCUCUUGCUCUCUUGUCACAAUCCGCUCUCAACGAUCCUCAGGCAGCCCCUACCUUUCAGGCGCCGGCGCCCUCUUCUCUCCCGCACAGUCUGGAUCUCACCUCUCGGACUCUUCUCCUCUCCCUCUCUCCGUCAUCCGCGUCCCCUCCGCCCCGCUCACUCUCCUAUAUCGGUUCUAUAACCGUCCACCCCGACCGAAUCAUCUAUCGGCCAAGGGGGCCCCACCAAGUCAAACUACCACGGCGGAGCCCCAAGCCGCGUGCGCCCAAGGGGCCUCGCCCCGCCUCGCCCCCGCAUCAACCCGCCAGAACUCGCGCAACCCCAACCCCUCAUCGAAUCAAGGCCAGCCCACUCUCAACCCAGGUUACCAGGUUCAAGACACUAUGUCAGGUCCCAAAGCACUUUGUCAGGUUCAAAUCUACUUUAUCAGGUCCAGAAAACAAUUUACAAGGGCCAAAACCACUUUAUCAGGUCCUAAAGGCCAAAAGCACUUUACCAGGUCCAGAUAUAAUUUGAUCAGGGCCAAAAGCACUUUACCAGGUCCAGAUAUAAUUUCCUCAGGGCCAAAAGCAUUUUACCAGGGCCAAAAGCACUUUACCAGGUCCAGAUAUAAUUUCCUCAGGGCCAAAAGCAGUUUACCAGGUCCAGAUAUAAUUUCAUCAGGACCAAAAGCACUUUACCAGGUCUAG